UAUCUAAGGGAAGAACUCGCUAAAAUAGAUGAAAGCUGGGCCGCAGCACGCUUUGAUUCAUUACCCCAUGUUGUGCAUAUUUUAACAUCAAAAGAUCGUGAAGGCGAAGUGCAGGUCUUAAAGGAGCAGAGUGAUAUCAUUGAAGAAGUUGUUGACGAAGUUGUUCACGUUUAUCAUGGUGGCUUUAACAAAGCAAUUCAAAAUUAUUCUCAGAUUCUUCGGUUAUUCAGUGAAUCUGCUCAAAGCAUUGGAGCGUUAAAGGUUGAUUUAGCUGAGGCGAAGAAGCUUCUCGGUGCUCAUAAUAAGCAGUUGCAUCAGCUGUGGUAUCGAUCCGUAACUUUGCGACACAUUAUUGCUUUGUUAGACCAAAUUGAAGGCAUAGCUAAGGUACCUGGUCGUAUUGAAAAGCUUCUUGCUGAAGGACAGUUUUAUGCUGCAGUGCAGCUACAUGUUCAGUCAGCUUUAAUGCUUGAGAGAGAAGGUCUUCAGACGGUUGGUGCUCUUCAAGAUGUUCGGUCUGAGUUGACAAAGCUGAGAGGAGUAAUCUUCUAUAAGGUUUUGGAGGACUUACAUGCUCAUCUGUACAAUAAGGGUGAAUACAGCUCAGUUGUUUCAGGAAUAUAUGAAAAUGAUGAUGCAAUUCUAACAUCCAGAGACACUACAUUUUCCAUGAAUUAUUCACGCUCUCUCUCUCGAAGGACCAGGUUGCUGAAAGGAGACAAUAAUUUUGGAACUCAUGGUAAUGGAGAUGUAUUGUACAGACCUGGGUCAGUUGAUGGAGGUGAGGAUGGCACAAUGGAAACACAUGAUGAUGCUACAUCCAAUGGAUAUACUCCUUCAAUGAGGACAAAUGGUGGUGAUAAUAGUGGGAAGGAUGCAAAAGCUGUUUCUCGUCAAAUUCCCAUGUGGUUAUCAGAUUCCACUCCUGACGAAUUUGUUGAAGCAAUAAGAAAGAGUGAUGCUUCUUUACAUGUAAAGUAUUUACAGACUAUGGUUGAAUGCCUCUGUAUGCUUGGGAAAGUUGCUGCUGCAGGUGCUAUAAUAUGCCAAAGAUUGCGUCCUACUAUCCAUGAGAUUAUUACUACCAAGAUCAAAGCACAGGCAGGAUGUUUCAAUGGGGCGAUGCCUAGUCUUGGCCAUGCUGCCUUGCCUACUGUUGCAGCUCUACACUAUCUCAAAGGGCGGCUAGAAACUCGCCAUUUGCCAAAGCAGAAACGUCAGAAUGGGGUUUCACUCUCUGGAGCUUUAACGACAGUGAGCCCUGUCUCGCCUGUAAUGUCUCCAGCUGGAGCAGCUCAAAUUGCAGCCCAAGAACUUCUUGACUCCAUAUUAGACACGGUCGUUAGGAUUUUUGAAAACCAUGUUAUUGUUGGUGAGCUACUUGAGUCAAAGGCUUCACAACAAGUUAACAUGAACACUCCAAAAGCAAUGGCUGCUGAUGUCAGUUGGAGUCACGAUUCUGAUGCUUCUCAUGAUACUGGUGGCUAUACGAUUGGCUUUUCCUUAACUGUUCUACAGAGUGAGUGCCAACAACUAAUAUGUGAAAUCUUACGGGCAACUCCUGAAGCUGCCUCUGCUGAUGCUGCUGUUCAAACUGCUAGACUCGCCAGCAAGGCCCCCUCUAAAGAUAAGAGGCAAGCAUUUAUGGAAGAUGGUCUCACCUUUGCAUUUCGCUUUACAGAUGUUACUAGUGUUUCCGUUCCUAACCAGGGGACCGACCUUAUCCGCCAAGGAUGGAGAAAGGGUCCGAAUGCUGUCCAAGAAGGUUAUGGUUCUGGAGCAGUGUUACCAGAGCAAGGGAUAUAUUUAGCAGCAUCAGUUUACAGACCAGUACUGCAGUUUACAGAUAAAGUUGCAUCGUUGCUUCCUCAAAAGUUUUCCCAGUUUGGCAAUGAUGGAUUGCUUGGAUUUACUGAGAACUUCUUGAAGGAUCACUUCUUACCAACAAUGUUUGUAGAUUAUCGGAAAAGUGUACAACAAGCCAUAUCAAGUCCAGCAGCAUUUCGCCCGCGAGCUAAUGCAGCUGCCUCUUACACUCCAUCAAUUGAGAAAGGACGCCCAGUUUUACAAGGAUUAUUGGCAAUAGAUUACUUGACAAAAGAGGUACUUGGGUGGGCGCAAGCAAUGCCAAAAUUUUCCAGUGAUCUAGUCAACUAUGUGCAAACUCUCCUUGAAAGAACGUACGAAAGAUGUCGAACUUCAUAUAUGGAGGCAGUUCUUGAGAAGCAAAGUUAUAUGCUUAUUGGAAGACACGACAUCGAUAACCUGUUGCGACUUGAUCCCGCCAGUGCAUGUUUACCGGAUUCUCUAAACCAAAGAAUCAGAGAUACUGAUGCAUCUGAUACUGAACUCACUGAAGUAGAGACACAAUUAAGUGAGAUACUGCUGAAUUUAAGGCCUAUUAGGCAGGAGAACCUGAUUCGUGAUGAUAACAAACUUAUUCUAUUGGCUUCCUUGAGCGAUUCCUUGGAAUAUGUUGCAGACUCAAUAGAAAGGCUAGGGCAAUCAUCUUCCAAAUUUGAUGAUCUUGUAGAAGAUAACGAAACAAGGAAGCCCUUGAGUCAUGCCAGAACAAAUAGUGCACCUACUAAAGAUCUUGCAUCAUUUUCUGAAGAAUAUAGAAGACUGGCAAUUGACUGCCUCAAGGUUUUACGUGUAGAGAUGCAGUUGGAGACUAUUUUCCAUAUGCAGGAAAUGGCAAAGAGGGAGUAUUUGGAUGAUCAAGAUGCUGAGGAGCCUGAUGAUUUUGUUAUAUCAUUAACUUCAAAGGUAACACGUCGAGAUGAGGAAAUGGCACCAUUUGUUGCGGAUGUGAAGCGGAAUUACAUAUUUGGGGGAAUAUGUGGCAUUGCAGCUAAUUUGUCGAUAAAGGCCUUGUCUGAAAUGAAGUCUAUCAACCUUUUUGGCGUUCAGCAGAUUUGUCGUAAUUCAAUAGCACUGGAACAGGCAUUAGCUGCUAUUUCAUCAAUUGAUAGUGAAGAUGUACAAAUGAGGUUGGAUCGUGUACGGACAUAUUAUGAAUUGUUAAAUAUGCCCUUUGAGGCAUUGCUUGCAUUUAUUUCAGAGCAUGAGCACCUUUUCACAGCCACUGAGUACGCAAAUCUUUUGAAGGUCCAUGUCCCAGGAAGGGAAAUUCCUGAUGAUGCACAGGAUCGCGUGAGAGAAAUUAUGGCUCACUAA
Striga hermonthica is the source of this 3180-nucleotide messenger RNA. Lineage: Eukaryota; Viridiplantae; Streptophyta; Magnoliopsida; Lamiales; Orobanchaceae. The record is from the annotation of a GenBank genome assembly.